AUGCUAAUUAUUCCACAUAUUAUUCUUAGGAUUUUAUGCUUAAUAUUAUUCAGUUUUUUAUCGGCAGCACUUAUCCCUUUAGCAGUGUUUCAUUUGCAACAGAAAGAAAAGGAAAAUCGUGCUAUUUCACUUAUUUUACUUAUUAUCUUAAUCAUCUUAUUUGUUAUUACAUGGUUUCACGUCUUGAUUUGUCAACUGAAAUGUUGCGACUUCAUUAGACGUUCAGCCAAAACCGGUUUCUCAUUUUCAAAAACCUUUGAGAUUCGCCAUCCAUCAGUAUCAUCAACCGAUGAGCGAAUGGAAGCUAUACCCACAGUACCACAACAAUCAGUGACCGCAGCCGGAGCUACAGAACGUUUACAACCACUGGAAAAUAUACCAAAAUUGCUAUUGUUACACUGCUGAUCUGAGUUUGGAAAUUUUCCAAAAAGCCGUCAGUAUUGCGAAUAAUAAUAGUGAAUUCAAAAUGAGUUAUAUCUAAAUUUCAAUAGCUAACAAACAAUAAACAAAGGAGUCAUUUGACGAAGCAAAAGUUGUGGUUAUCUAACUUGCUGAAUUGUUAUUCGAAUAGUAAUAUAUAGUGCAAUAAUAAAUGAUUAAUUAUGCAUAAAUUUAUAAGAGUUACAAUGAAAGUAGUGAUUAGAUAUGGUUUAGAAGUCGACAAAACAAACAACACCAUAUGCUACAAAUGCCUAACUGCUCGGACAUAUUCUGCAUGUUCAAUGACCUUUGGUCACACUAGUUUUUUUCCUUUUCUUACAUAUCCCCCUUUUCUUUUUUCUUUAUUUUAAAU
Messenger RNA from Loa loa (African eye worm), 793 nucleotides. RefSeq lists its product as hypothetical. NCBI's taxonomy places the organism in Eukaryota, Metazoa, Nematoda, Chromadorea, Rhabditida, Onchocercidae. The record is from RefSeq and is a predicted model, not a curated record. The transcript has 3 exons. The coding region runs from base 1 to 405 and encodes 134 amino acids.